AUGGUCGCAGAAAACGAAAACUACGACGAGAUCGUGAGUAUACGUACGGUAUUAAUGAAUAAUAACAUCGGUGUUUUUUUAGAAACCGAUUAUAGAGCUCUGUAAUCUUACAGAGAUCCGGUUACCUAAUAUUAUAUUUUGACGAAACAUUUUUUUUUUCUUUUUCGAUUAGAAAUUUAAUUAAUGCCGAGAAAUUAUUAAAACAAUUACAAAGAAAAAAAAAAAGAAAAACUUGUACAUUCAUACUAGACCUUUUCGGAGAGUGUGUCACAAUACGGUUAUUUCCAUUCGGUUAUUGAGAGGAUUACAGGUUUCAGAGAUAUCCUAUUUAGGAUAUUUUAAUCGUUGGAAAUUUUGUCCACGAAUGCGAUUAAAAUAAUUCAAAAUAUUGUGUUGUGUACAAAACGCCAAGUGCGUAAUAGAUAACAUGUAGUUUUAAAAAUGAAAAGUAAAAGUUGUGAUUAUAGCAAUAAUCUAUUUUAAAUUCGGAGCGUGACGAGGAAUGUUUUGGUAUUUUUUUUUAACUUUUUAUUUUGUGUAUCUGCUCCAAAUAUAUCGAGUUUAGCACCUUUUCUGAAUUGAAAUUUUAUUUUAUUGGUGCGUUGGUUGGAGAAGGUCACUUUCUUAAUAACCCGGAAAAAGCGAGAAAAAAAAUUAACGGAAUAACAGAAAAUAUUUACGGCGCAGUAAGAUACGGUGUUAUCGAUUUCAUUGAUUCCAAUUUUGUUUUCGUUUGUUUUGUUUAUUGAUUCUAAUUAUGUUUUCUAUCAGAAAUAUUGCUUUAAUCAAAAAAUGCAAAAUGACACUUUUUGUUGAAUUUUGGAUUUAGUUGCUUAAGAAGGAAAUCUUUUUUAGAUUUUUCAAGUAGUUUUCAUAAUAAUUGAGAAAAACCGUAAAAAGACGAAAAAUGAACACUUGUAAAUUGAUGGCACUAGAAUUCCUUUAUUUUAAAUUUGUGAUUUAAAUUAAUUUAAUUUAAUAAAUAUUUGUAUUGUUUGUAUCAUUUGUGUUUGGUUUAUGUUUUUACCCAGAAAUAUUGCUCCAAUAGAAAAACAUCAAUAGACCCGUUUUGUUUCAUUUUUAAUCUAAUUCAUGAGUAAGAAUAUCGGUUUUUUGAUUUUUCCUGUAAUUUUUUUUAAUGAUCCGGUAAAAUCGAAAAAAAACGUAGACAGAACGGGGAAAUUUACGAAAAUAAUCGUUUUUCGUUCAGUAAUGGUUAUUAUCGCUUAAGGAUAUAAAUUAAAUAACUUUAUAUAUUCUACCUUUCCGACUUCCUACCUAUAACAGUGGCAAAUCCUUCCCCAAUAUCAGCACUUUUUUAAACAAUUUUUUAACAUAAUAUUCAACAUUUAUUGAAUUUCGAUAAAUUCUCAACAGCCGGUUUAUAAGCCCCCCGCCCCCUUAAUAAAGUACUUAUCAAAUAAAUAUUAAAUACGCAUUAUUUGGUUUGAUCGAUAUUAUGUGGAAUAAAGCCCCUUCCAAAAAAAUUAUACGUACAUUUUGGGUGUAUGCGCACAGACAUUUUUAAUAUUGCAAAUAACAUAUAUACUAUUUCACCUGUACGAUUUUUUUAAAUAUUCAAUUAUAGAUUUUCUUUCUCGAUGUACAUUUGUCUAGUUUAAUUACUCUAUUGAGUAUUUUAAUGCAUUUUAUGAACAAGUUUAGUUGUUAAUUUAAAAUUAAUAAUAAUUGAAAAUUCUAAAUAGAAACACGACGCAGACGAAAUCGAAGACCCAUACUGUCUAGAAUCGAGCCCACUAAAAUUGACGUUCGAAGACAUAACGUCGGCCGCUUACAAGAUAAAAGACGGCGUGAUCAAAACGGCAUGUACAGUAAGUAUUUAAUAAUCUUUUUUUUACUAUUAAUCUUAUUAUUUAAUAUUAAUUAAUAUUAUUCGUUUGUUUUUUUUCUUGUCGUGCAGAAAUCGCAUUUAUCGAAUAUUUUAAACAUGGAACUAUACUUGAAAAAAGAUUUCGUGCAAUUUACCGGCAGGUAAUGAUAUUAAACGUUUAUAUUUUGUACAUAAAAAAAAAAAAAAAUACUUACAGUUGGCGCCGCUUAUAUAAUUUACUUUGGGAUCAGCACAAAGUGAGUCUUAUAAUCGAAUGGACAUUAUAGGCGAAGCGGAGAAAUAACUUUAUUUUGUUAAUUUCAUUUCACAUAUCUUACUUUUACAUAUUACUUAUUAGAUAUUAGUUGAUAUUUUUAUUUAUAUGCUACAUAUUAUAUAUUAAAACAUUUGUUAAAAUAAUGGUGUGACGUUUAAACUUGAAUGACAACUGGUUGAACUACAACUAGACCAACCAUAUAAAUGACAAAAUUGCCAUUAACGGGGGCCAGUUAAUCUAGAUUAUACCUUUCCGUAUAAUAACGAUAAUUUCAAUAAAUGUGAAAUGCAAUAAAACGUGAAUUGAAACCACUAUACAAACACAAAUAACUUUUAAAAAAACCUGUUUAUUUCAAAAUUUCACCAAAAACAUACAUUUUCUAUACAUUUUUUGUUACGAAAUGUGUGUGUUAUAGUUUUUUUUAAAUAUAUUUGGAUAUGUCCGGGUCGUUUAAAGCGAUUGUAAGUUUUAUAAGUGGCGACUACUGUAUAUAUCAUAUAUAUAUUAAAUAUUUGAUGACUAAUAAAACUUCACAAAUCUUUGUCGUCAUCUCUUUUUUACAAUUUCUUCUACAGUGUGAUUCACUUAGCGUGCUCACCCCAUUUUUUGGUUUAGUUUUGCAUACAUUCAAAUUCUGAUUUUUAGAACUUGUAACUUUUGAGUGUAGUUAAAGCCGAUAUUUUCAAAUACUCAGAUUUUACACAAAAUUUAAGGAAUAUCCUGUGGAAAUACCAACAAUGGUUUUUCAAAUGAGAACAGAAGUAUUACUUUUUAUAUAUUUUGGUGUCAAAAUGUUUGAUUUCCGUCAACAUGUUAACGAGAUAUUUCAACUUUAAAUUUAAGUAGGGGGAGAAUAGUUGAGUACCAAUAAAAUUCCGUUCACCGAAACGUCACAUAAGUGAUACUCCACCACUCUCCCACAACCAAAACUUUAAAGUGAGAUAUCUCGUUAACGGGUUGACGGAAAUCAAAAAUGUUAACCUCAAAAAUGUAUAUAAAGUAAUACUUCUUCUAUUUUUGGAACUUGGAAUAAAGGUUCUUAUUUGAAAGAACAAUGUUGAUUUCGCUACAGGAUAUUUCUUAAAUGUUGUGAAAAAGUAUUCGAAAAAAUUGGUUUUAACAACACUUAAAAAUUCCAAAAAUAGGAAAUUAAAUUCACAUGAAAAAUGAAACCAAAAAAAUGCUUACUGAACCAUUCUGUAUAAAAUAAUAAAUUAAAUGUCUAUAGGUGUGUUAAAAUGAUAAUAUUAUUUUUUCUAAUCAUUCACGUUUUAUUAGUUUUAUUCAUACUAUUAUAUUUUACUCAUUGAUCUAUUAUACCUGAUGAUGAUUUUUACUAUACCAAAAGUUAAAUAUAACUUAAUCAAUAUUCAAUAUGGGUACUAAAAGUUAAGUUUUUCUUCAAUAUUUAAUGAGAACAAUAAUAAUAAUAAUAAUUAUUUUAAUGUACCUAUUUAAGUAAAUUCGUUAGGAAUUUGUGAGAAAUUCGUGGUUAUAGUUCGUUGUCUAUAGAAUUUGGAUCCGUUUUAAAAUAUAUAAACAAAUUUAAGCGAUUUAUUCCUCUAGUGCAAUCGUUUAACUCUAGAAUAUAUGAUAUGGGUUAAGGAAAAAUGGUGUGGUAAUUGUUUAAUAAAUUGCUUAGUGUAUACAAUUAGUACAUUAAUUAUAUAAUUAGGCUAGGUACCAUUUAAAAAUAAAAUAAUAUGUCAACUUUAGAAAUACGGUGUCUCUCGUAUCAUUUGACCUAAUACCAGUUGUGGAUCUGGGGAGGGGGCGAUAGAUGUCUAUUAGUCAAUAUUCGUUGUUAUAGAAUAUAAUUACAUUGGUAUAUAUUGGUAUAUAAAUAAAUAAUAAAAUAUGAAAUAUUUAUAUGCAUAACAUGUUGAGAUGGAAAAAGACGUUAAUGGAACCAUAAUCAGUAAUGUUCAAUACGAGGGGCUAUAGACAUUUUUCAAUUAAAACUAUCAAAAUGUGCCUUUUUUCUGUACUGAUUAGAGCAGUGGUUCCCAACUUAACAUUAGGCAUUUACCACUAUAGUCAAUUUUCCAUCACUGUGGACCACAUAGUUCUACUCCUCCGCCACUUAUUUCUUUAUAAUUAUUAUAUACAUACAUAAUAAAAUCAGCAAUAAAGUAAACUGACUUGAAAUGAGUUCACGGAUCACUUGAAGUAAAAACCAGGGAUCACCGGUGGUCCGCGGACCACCAAUUGGAGACCACUGGAUUAGAGUAAUACAUUUUUAACAAAGAUGUGAGGGAUUGAACUCUUUGACCCCCGUAGACUUGAAAUUUAUCACCUUAAUACUGGGAUAAAUUGGACACUGCCUAUUUUAUUGGAAUAAUUAAUAAUAGUAUUCAAUAUUAAGUAGCGUAAGCUAGCAUAGCAAAAAAAAAACCCCCGAGGAGCGAGCGUAGCCCAAUAAAUACUAUUUAAUAGCUUAAAUAUUUAUAUUAAUUAUAAAAAGUUCAGAUUAUAAAUUAUCAACAGAAAAUAAAUAUUAGUUAAAUAUUGUUCAAUAAAAAAAAUUGACUUAUAUAAAAUAAUUCAAAACUAAUAGCAUUUAUUUUCAGUCAACCGUGAAAAUAUGGCUGCCACUGGAUUAUAUUGUUAUAUCCGAUGGUGACAUAUUUAUUUUUGUACAUAAUAUGCACAAACUUUAAUUGUGCAUGGCGGAAUGACCAGGAGUUUCUAAUACAUUAUAAUAUGAAAUUAACCAGACAAUGGUUAAGGUUUAUGAUAUUUGUAUAAAAUUGAUAACGAGCAAGUUGUUAUAAAUUUAAAUUGAGAUAAACAAAUUAAAAUACAUAUUUUGUGUUUAAGUUCAGAAUUACUGUUAUUUUUAUAAAUAAAACUGAUAUACCUACAAAUACACGUUAUAAAACUUGGUACACACAUUUAAAAUUCUGAGGACACAUUAUUUUAGGUCCUGGCGUUUUUAUAAGUUUUGGCCACUAUAUGAAUUUGUUCAUGUCUUGUCAAUUUGUCGUUAUGUCCGUAUGUGUUAUGUGUCUUACGGUUGCAAACUUUGGAGUAUAGUUUCACUAAACGAUUAAUUAGGCUCUAAAAAAGGCUCCCAUUAAUUUUUAGUCCAAUCAGUGAAAAUUUGAGAUAGUGCUACUACGAUAUUCCGGUUUAAAUGGGGCUUUAUUUUAUGUUUUAUAUUUUUUCGGCAGUUUUAAAGAACGCGGUGCCUGUUACGCACUGAUGAUGUUAUCCAACGAACACAAAAAAAAUGGCGUGAUAUCCGCGUCUUUGGGAAACCACGCUCAAGCUUUGUGUUACCAUGGUAAACGGCUUAACAUACCGGUAACCGUGGUUAUGCCGACGGUAGCGCCAAUUAUAAAAAUCGAAGCGUGUCGAAAUUUCGGCGCCACCGUCAUCAUUCAGGGUAUUAACAUGAAGGAAUCCAAACACAUUGCGCUGAAUUUGUCCAAGGAGAGAAAUAUCAUCUACAUUAACGGGUUUGUAAUCAUCGGAAAUGUCCGAAAUUUAUAAUAUUCCAUUGGGGGCAUAUGUUUUCCCAUUAAGUGCCCUUCAAAAUAAAAAUCAGAAAAAUUGUCACAGAGAUAAAAAAAAAAAAAACAAAUAUAUUCAUUAUAUUAUAACACAUUGUAAAUAAUGGAGAACGUAUAAUAUUAGGAAAUUGAAAUGCUCGGUGCAAUAACAAGACAAGUUCAUUUUUCGAAAUUGUUUACCAGUGUAACAUGCCCCAAGUAGGAAAACGAUGAAUGUAUAGGUCAGUUAAAUAAAUACAUUCAACUCUGAAUAAUAAUCAGCAGAUAAUUGAUAUUUUGUACAAAAAAACACUAGUCAAAUUAAAUAUGUUUAGAAAAUGUUCUAAGACGAAUAAAUUUAAUAUUUAAAUAAUAUAGUGACGCGUAGGUACUCUUGGUGGUCUCGUCUGGUUUCGCGUAAAUUUGGACGGCGUAACAGGGCCGUAGCUGGAAUUAAAUCUAUGUACUGCUCGCUGACUAUCGCGCGCAGGAAUACUAUAAGCAUUAAUAUAAAAAAGACGGACAUAUUUCGCACGCAGUAGCGAUUGCUUCACGCAUAUUUACUUUACGCAGUGCAAAAAAAAUAAACAUAGGUUAUUGUAAUACAACUGAUAAUAUACAAUAUUACUUAAACAUUUUUUUUUCGUGAUUUUUUUUGUCGCACAACAUGUUAACUUUUUCGUUGUAGCUCGAAGAAUUGACAAUAUUAUGCCUGAUGCUAACUAUGUUUGAGUAUUUUCAAGCCAAUAACAAUUUGUUCAGGUCAAUGUAAUUGGUACCAUCUUGAUUUCGUCGAUAACAACCCGUGUCCUAAGAAAACCACACGACUACCCGGGUCGCAAUUUGAAUGCUAUUAGGACAAUAUUAUUAUGAUUAUUUAUAGAUAAGGUGAUAUUCGGAAUACAUAAUUUGUGGGGCUCGGUGCGGCAGCACCGCUUGCCACGCCAACCCCCUUAGGCCGACACUGUUUGCACGUGGGUACAGACACUGUUUUAGGUGGGAAGUUGGGAAGGUAUGAUGCAGAAGGGAAUUUAUUGUGAGUCUUUAAACAACCAUAAACUAUUGUUAACGAAAAAACGAUUCUGAGCGAAAUUCAGUUUAUUCAACAAUUAAUAUAAUAUAAUUAUUAUAAUAAUACCGAUUUGUGUUUGUGCACUAAAGUCCCCUCAGCUGCAACAUACUAUAUUAUAUUUUCGGGUCCGUCUAUUUUGGGUAUUUCGCAUCAGAACGCGUGAGACGUGUGAAACGUAAUACGAAAAAAAAUACCUGUGGGAUCUGCCUUCUUUUUGUACAGAAUUUAGUUGAACCAGAAAAGUCCUUAUCACUAUAUUUCUGUACCUAAGAGACAGACUUGCAUUAUUGAUGCACUAAAUCAUGUACCAUUUAUGUUACUCGAAACAAUCAAAAAUUAAUUUUAGAAUUGUCUUGUUGUUGCACUGAACCCUUCAUUCUCUUGGAAAUAUUGUUUUUUUUUUGUUUUAUUAUUAUAAUUUCAUUAUAGAAGUGUUAUUUUAAUAUCUUUAUGAUUAUAGAUACGUUAUUAUUAGGUCAAAUAAUAUGAACCUCAUUCGAUUGCUGUAUUCAGUAGUCAUAAUUUUUUAAUACAUACAAUUUUACAAACAACUCCUAUAAGCUGUCAUGAUAUUGACAAAUAUUAAUUUCAAACGGACACCAUUAAAUCUAAUUCUAAUAAAAAAUAAUCAAAUAAUAAACUCUCUCCUGUAUUCACUGUAGUUACGAUCAUCCGCACAUAAUGGCCGGCCAAGGUACGGUUGGACUUGAAAUAUUAGAAGACGUACCAGACGUUGAUGCGAUCGUCGUUCCUGUCGGCGGGGCAGGGUUAUUGGCUGGUGUGUCGUUGGCCGUAAAAACUCUGAAAAAAAACUGUAAAAUAAUCGUGAGUACACCGUAAUUUUCCACAUAAUAAUAUUUUAGUACUGGUGAAUAAUGAUUCACCAAUUACAACGCCAUCAGUAGAGAUAAUGUGGUCUAAGGAGCUAAGGCCCUCAAAAUCAAUCAAUAACUCCCUAAAAAGAAAAAUUUUUAUAUUUUUUAAAAGUCAGUUUUAAUAUAAUGUAAUUUAUUCAGUGGUUUAUUUGGGAAAAAAGUAGUUGAGGUACUCUAGAUACUUUUAAAAAAGUAGCGUCCCUUACAUUUUUUAAUAUCCCUCACAUUACCGAAAAUGUCUUUUACGUUAACUACGAAACUACUUGCGUCCUGUUUUACAAAUAUUAUUAACUAGAGGAAAUACAUUAUUUUAUAAUAUUAUGAUUAUACUAUUGUUUUAGUUAGUUCUACACGUAUACGCGGAGUAAUUAUUAAGCUCACGGUUUAAUAAAAAUAAUAACACAUAAUAUUAUUUUAAUUUCACGUGAAGAUACCUAAAACACACGUGUAUUAUAAAAAAUGCGAUAAUCUAAUUAGAAAAAUAAAAUUCAAUGCUCUUUUACGUCAAAAACUAAAUAAAUAAUAAUAAUAAUAAUAAUAAUAAUAAUAAUAAUACUAUCCACGAUACCACUAAUUGUAUAAUAUAGGCAAUUAUUAACAAUCCUUCGUGAAUAAAGACAAUAUUCGUCCGUUAUGCAAUGUUUCUCAGUCAUAUUAUACUGUGUAUCAAUUGUAUAAUAUUAUUGUUACGUACAAAUUAAUUCGGAUUGUAUCCAUAUGUUGUGUAAUGUUUUUGCGUGAUAUUAUUGUAAUAUCGUAUUACGUAUAAAUUGAAUAAUAGGUAUGAUAAUUUGUGUACACAAAUUAAUUUAAAUGGUGCUCGAUAAGAAUAAAAUCAUGAACAAAUAAAUAAUACGUAUGUACACUGACCUACUCGUACGUGGUCAAGAAUAAUAAUUGACUGUUGCGAAGAAUCGCUUUCAAAUUAUAUCGUACACUAAAUAAAACACUAGUUGGUAUUAAAAAGCUCUAAUAAAAGUCGCUUCUUUUAAAAAAAAUCGCCGAAAAUGUGAAUUGUUAAUUUUAGAUUUUGUAAGGUUUACCGUCCGAUGAAGCCGUCCAUAAUUUUACUAAACUUGGUUUUUUCUCAUAAAAUAAAUUGUCGGUUAGUUUUAAAUGUUCUGCUUUUUUCUCGCAUAGUACCAUACAAAACAUGCAAAUUUUUUUACCGGUAGUACACUUAGUACACUUAGUACUACCAGAUUUUUUCAACAAUUUGUUUAAUUGUUUUUCUUAAAAAAAUUAAAAACUGACAAUAAAUGACAAUAUGUCGUUCGGUUUAUUUUCGUUGAUAUCUGGAUUACCCGUAAUAAGUGGAAAAACCUCACAAAUAUUGGAGUUUUACAAGUUUACCUUGCUUCGUUCAGGACCGUUUUUUGACUUUUAUGAUUUACCCUUGCUUUCAGUAUGUACAACUAAACGAUCCUAUGUAUUUUAUUAUAUUACCUUCUGAAUUGCACAUCUACGACAAUUGUCUACUUGCGGUGUGAUGUAUUUCUGGCUUUUUUUUUAAAUAACAGGUAUUACAAUCUGCCUAAAGCCAUAGUCAUUUUGCGAUGAAUUAGUAAAAUAAUACAUGUCUAUCAUGUACAUAACAUAAAAAAUAUUCCCUUAUAUGUGUAUAAUAAUAUUGAGAGAAAUCAAGAAAAUAUUAAACUGUGUAUACACUAAUGAUAUGAUAUAAAUCCGGAUUUCGGAUUUCAAAACCUCAAAUUAUGAAAAGUGUCUAUUUGGUAAUUUAAAAAAAAUCGUAAUAUUUUACUAAUAUAAUAUUUAGUACAUUUUCCCAUUUUUUUUCGGAUUUUCACACAUGAUGAGAAAACUUCUAAAAAAAUGACCACCCUAAAGCACUCCCCCCAACAAAGUUUCCUUUCAAAAAAGGGUCUACGUCAUAUACAUUGGAGUAAGCUUCCUAGUAGAAAAACUAUUCACAUAACAAAAAAUAAUACAUUCAUCGCUACACUUUGAAUCUAAAAUAUGUAAAUAGAAAUAUUUCCUUUUUUAAUUAGUAUUAUUACAAACAAUAAUUAUCUAUUGGUGUCUCAUAUUUCGUACUAUAAUGUUGAUAUAUUUAAAUUUCGCAUUUCAAAAUUCGAAAAUCCAAAUUUCGGAAGUUGGAAUCUGGAUUUUCGAACUUCGGAAAAUCCGGAUUUUUCUCACCAUUAGUAUACACACAGUUCAUACCAAGGAAUAUAUUGGUCUCGUAUUUAUUACAGCAUCUAUAUAAAAGAGUCUGUAUUAUAGAUAUUUACUAGUAUUAUUACGAACCAUUUUAAAGUCAAACCGAACGGAACCAAACCUACACAUUUUUAUUCGAAUCCGAACCGCACUGAACUUUUAAACUAUUUUAUCGAACUCAAAUUCGAACAUUAUAAAGUAACUAGGUUAUCCUGUUGUUUGAUGGCCGAAGUUUUUUAUUUGUAUGAAAUUUAAAAAAUGAAUAAUAAUAUAUAUAUAUAUAUAUAAGACCCACUAAUACUGAAAAAAUAGAAUUUGUUUUUUUCGUAACAAGGCCGCUCUAUCCCAUCAAGGAACAUCGUAUUGGUGACCACGCUGAAUCGGCAUCGAAUGAUUUUCAAACCGAAUUAUCGGGUACUUGGUUAGGUUCCAUUAUUUGUAAUUUACAAUCCGAUUCGUGAACUGAACCAAACGCCCCGGUUCGGUUCGGUUCGAAAAUCGAACAUUUCGUAAUAACUACAGUACUAACAAAAGCCUAUAAAUACGCUAUAAGCGGAAUUCAAUCGGAAUUAUGUGUAAUGUAUUUAGUUUUACCGUCAUAUUUAUUGGUGCCACAGAAUAAUAUUUACUUGACAUAAUAAUAAUAAUAUAUGGUUUCAGGGCGUCGAAUCCGAUCGGGUCCCGAGCUUCUCGAAAGCCAUGGAACACGGGAAACCCGUGACCGUUGACAGUAAGUCAACUUUGGCUGACGGUCUGGCAGUGCCUAGAGUGGGGUACAACGCGUUUGCCACCGCUAUAAACUUGAUCGAUAAAAUGGUAAGCAAUUAUUAUAAUAUAUCUUAUAGUAUUAGCUAACAACAUCGACAAUUGUAUACAAAAUCGAAAUAAUUCUUUUGAAAACAGAUGUUAUUGCAUUGCAUCGUAUCUAUUAUACAGUGUGUCCCACCGUGUUCGACGGACUUCUCUUGUGCAGUUAAUAUUGAAUUGUUUUCCGUUUUUUUUUUUUUCAAUCGGUUCGUUUUCGAAGGGAACAUCAAUUUAGAGAAAAAUUAAAUUUUUAUUUUCAUCCCCUAAAUACACGCAUAAAAAAAAAUAACUUUAUUUAUUCAAUUAUAACAUUUUAAAAAUAGCCAUUUUAAUGUAUCUUACAUUCAUAUCUGAUUAAUAGUUUCUUAAUUAUAGCCGUUUUAAUUUCUAGAAAAUAGAAAAAAUGAAUAUUCAAUAUAAGGUAAAGAAUAACCGUGCUAAUUGCAAAUCAUUAUUACAUAGCCUCUUACUUUAUUGAAUAUUAACUGUUGAAUGUGUGGUACAAUAAAGAUUUUUUGAAUAUUUUUUUUUACAAAAUGGUUGUUUUGAAAAUUCUUUAAAGUGAAAAAAUAGUUGUUUUUUUUUUUUGUCUUUUGGAAGUAAAAAUAAAAAUUUAAUUUUUCUCCAAAUCAAUAUCCCGCUCAAAGUCUAACCGAUUAAAAAACAAUGUUAUAUUAACAGUGUAAGAAAAAUUUGUCAUUCACAGUGGGUCAACUGUAUAUUAUACAAACCUAUUGUGUAUUUUUUUUAUUGCAAUUUUUGGGCACUUUUAGAAAAUUCCUCUUGACCAAAUGAGCUCAAACAUAGGAAUUUAAGUUAUUUUUUAGGUAGAUUAAAGUUAUAACAUUGCUUGGAGUAUGUAAAUGUAAUUAUAUGUGUAUUGUACUACCCGUUUCGAAUUAAAAAUGCAUCAUCAGAUACAUCAUAAAAUCAAAAAGUAAAACGUGCCUGAAUAUGAAAAAAUAAAUUAAGGAAUACAUUAAAAAAAAUUUAAAAAGUAAAUUAUACAAAUUGGUCGUUUUACAUAGAAAAAAUUUAUUUUAAUAGGACAUUUAUUACUACAUAUAAAUACAUAAUUUAUAAAUUUAUUCACGAGUAUUAACCAUUUAAUAAUUUUGUUUUUACUUUAUUAUUUUAUCACAAAAUAUUAGAUGGUUUAAACUUUCUAAGGAAUUUAAUAUAGGCAAAAAAUGUUACGAUCUGUAACUGUAUAGGUGUUUACAUUAGAAAAGGAGCAAAGUUAGGUCUACUUUUAGUAGGUUAUUACUUUUACAAAUUUUGAGAUCCCAGACUUCAGUCUUUCUCCCAAAUCUCAAAUACUAUUUGUACCUGUGUCGAGAAGUACAGUAUGUGACUAUAUGGUUCAUUACUUUCCGAAAUUCUGUGAUCCGUGAGAUUACUUUCCGGGAUUAUACAUACGUCCAAACGAGCCACGUCGUAUAUGUAAGUACUCGUAUCUAACAUACUAGGUCAUAUAUUUAAAGAAGUGGAUACACCCAUUAUCUCGGAAAGUAUUAACUUUAAGUAACAUUUUUUUUUUUUGAAAAUUUAAGAAACAAGCAGUUAUAUAAAAUGUUACAUUACCAUUAUCCUUUAUUUGUGGGGUUUAAAGUUGUAAAUAACGAACUAUAUUAAAAAUUCCAUAAAUAAAUAGAAUUUUAGUUUAAAUAAAUAUUAGUGUUAAACUUUUUGAUCACUGUCAACCAUUUGACGAGAUAUCCUACUUUUAUGUUCGGGAUUGGGAGAGUAGUAAACCAUAAUAAAACACUACGCACUUUGCCAUCACACAAAUGCUGCUCUAUGGUCUCUAGGAAUGUACAAUGUUAAUAAAUACCAUUUUCCCUCUACAACAUGGUGAAGUUUAUAUUGAAAUUCAACCAAAAUUUUAUCACUUCAAUCCGUCUAUAAAAAAUUCUAAUUUGUGAAUUUGAGUUGUUUUAAAAGCCAUUAAGUAUCCAAAUGUAUUAGGGAAAAGAUACGUGUAUGUACACUGUACAAAAUGUCCCACGAAGAUAUACCAAUUGUAAUAUCUCCGGAAAUAAUAAAGAUAAUCAAAUUAUGUAACAUAUUACUCACUAGGAUAAGGACUACAAAUAUUUAUAAUGCAAUUAAUUUUUAUGUUUUAAUAAACAAAUUUUAAAAAUAAAAAAAUAAAAAGUUAUUUUUUUAUGUUUUUUUAUCGAAGAAUAAAAAAUAAAUUGCAUUAUAUAUAUUUGUAGUCUUUAUCACUGUGAGCAGUAUAAAAAAACAGGAUUUAAUUAUCUUUAUUAUCUCCAGAGAUAUUUCAAUAGGUAUAUAGAAGCACAUGUAUAUACAAAUACAACACAGAGUUAUGGAGACAAUAAUCUCUAACAAUAGCACUAAUAUUUAAUAUAUUCGAGAAUUCUCACAGCCCUUAGUAGGUUGCACCUAUCUUUCUACACCGAUGUUUCGUAUUAUGUAGGUUGUGGUCACAGAAGAAUGGAUAUCGAUGGCCAUCUUGAGGUUAGUCGAGGCCGAAAAAUGUGUAGUCGAAGGGGCUGGAGCCAUUGGUCUGGCGGCCGCGCUCUCAGGGGCGCUCGAUGAAUUUGUCGGUAAAAAGUGAGUAGCCUAAUAAUAUUAUAUUUUAUGCUAUAUUUUACAGGCGUACGGGUUUAGAGUAAUGUAACCUGUCUGACCGCAUGCUUUUAACUUCAAAUUAUUUUAAGUAUCGUCAAGUAUAUACUCAUUUAUUUAGUACAAGUAAAACCAAAACAGGUUGUUACAUUAAUUUUUUUUUUCUGAACUCUACUUCGGUUCACAGUUUUAACUUGUUAUUACGUUACAAUAUGUAACGUAUGUUACAUAUUGUGUAAUGUAUGUUUGGCGAUGUAGUUUUCGGUAAAUAAUUGUCUGCAUUUUUGCUACUUGUUUGCGAUAUCUUGAGAUAUCGCAUCGAUAUUAUUGUUGUUUGCGGAUUCUGCUAACGUGGUUAUUGUCAGAGUCCAUUCAGUUAUCAACAAUUUGCAGUAAAAAUUAUCACUAAAACAGUUUGUUCGAUAAACUAAUAAACACUAACCAGGUUGCUCAAAACCGCAUCGUCAAAAUACGCCUUAAAAGUCAUUUGUGAAUUUUACUUACCUAUAUAAUAUGUUUACAGAGUGGUCCUGUUGCUUUGUGGAGGCAAUAUAGAUACUUCAAUAUUGGGUAGAUGUUUGGACAGAGGAUUGGCCAUCGACGGCCGGCUAGUCAAGUUCCACGCAACCCUGAGUGACAGGCCUGGAGGAAUUGCGGAACUGUGUAGAGUAUUGGCUACGAUUAACGUUUGCGUCAAAGACAUAAUUCACGAAAGAGCCUGGCUCUCCGACGACGUUUUUAGCGUCCGGGUCAGUGAACACGUACACAUUAAUACUAUUUAUAGGAUUUUUGGUAUUUUGAAGUAUCAUUAACGUAUUUCACAUGUAUAAGUUUAGUCAAUUUACUAUUAGAUUCUGAGCGGACCGAGUAUAGUAUGUUUCAAAUGGUUUAAAUAAAAAGUCGACAUACUUUGUGCCAUGGGUUAGGCACUGUUGUAGAUGGUACGUUGGGCUGGUAUACGAUAUAUAGUUUAAUUUAUUAGUUUAAAAUAUUAAAAGUAACGAUGAAUCGUUGCAAUUCAAAACUAAUUCUGAGCGGAGCUCAGUUAACCAAUUACGGGUACAGAAUUAAUCGUAGUAUUGAUACUGUUUUUAUUUUUGUAAAUUUGAUUGAAAAAACGCUGGAUAAUCUUAAAAAAUGUUUCAUAUGAAGUAUUAUCAAGCCGAAAAAUGAUUUUAAAAUUACUUUUAAGGUACGAAAAAAACGGGAACAUUUUUACAAACCGAAAAAGCGUUUUCUAAGAAAAAUAAAAUCAUUUUAAUGAUAUUAAUGGCUUCUAUGAUAACACGCUCAGAAUUUAAAAAAAAAAAAACGACGUCAUAGAAUAAUGGAUGCAGCCACUGUUACAGAUAAUUUAAUGUAUAUCUGUAAGCAGCGAUAAACCAUUGCUAACGAAAAAACGAUUCUGAUCGCAGUUCAGUUGAUAGUGAUGCUUUAUCAACAGUAUAUAUGUCUUUUUUUUGAAAAAAAUAAUUAAAUAGGCAUAAUAUAUUUUCUUUAAUAAUAUUUGUUUAAUAUUGUACCGAUUUUUCCGUAUUUCCUGCGUUUUUCUCGGUGAUCCAAUGUUUUUUCACGGUUUUUUUACAUACGCUGGGAAAAUCUUGAGAAAAUAAAAAAAAGCUUCUUUAAAUUACCUCCCAAGUCAGAUUUUCUCUUAGAAACAGUACUAUCAUUAAAAAUCGGAGUGAAAUUGCUAGUAGAAAAGUCGUACACAGGAAAAAAAAAACGUACUAUUUAUUAAUUUAUUUUACUAGUAAUUGUAUUACUAAUGUAUUUUGUACAUUUUCUCGUUUAUUUUACGUUUUUUACGAUUUUUCCUAUAUAUUUGGAAAAUCAAACAAUUUACCAUGGAGAUAAAAUUUCCAUUAAGAAAAUAAGCUACACUUAAUACAUCGGAGCAAAUUUUUCGGUGGAAAAGUUUGUACUACAAAUCGAGGGGUAUUUUGCGAUUAAAAUAGUCCGAGCGAUCAAUGGGUUUCUAGGUACAAUUAAAAAUUUGUUUCCCUGUUUAGGUAGAAAGGGAAAAAAAUGCAAAAAAUUGAAAAAUUCGAUUUGUUCCACAUGAUUUUUACUCAACGUUUUCAUAAAAAUUUGAUAUUAAAAUUACUUUAUAAAAAAAAAUACUAUAAAUACUACAUUAAAAUCAAUUUUUUUUUUCGACCACAAAGUAAGAUUCUUAAUAAACGCCCUGUUAAAUUUUUAAGCAUUUCUGUUGAGCCUAACAAUUUACCACAGAAUACCUACCGAAUAAAAAUUACGUACAAAACUUGCAAAAUUAAAAUGUUUAUAAAUAGCUCAAAAAUAGCUUCAUUUUUUUGAAAAUUUUAUCAUGUCUAGAAAAGGCAAAUAUAAGUUUUUGUCCAAAUUUUAAGUCUUUACGAAUAUUUUUAACUGAAUUGCAACAAAUAACAAAAUUGAAAAAUAAUACAAACAUUAUUUUCGUACAUUUCCCGUUUUUUUUACGUUUUAUCAUGGUUUUUCCCAGAUAUUAUGAAAAAUCACCUGGAAAAUCAAAAAAUGACCACCCAAUAGUACCAUGUGGAAAACAUUUACUGUCAGAAAUGGUGUCGUGAGUAAUAUCUGAGUAAAAUUUCUGGUAGAAUUAUUGUACUCAGUAUAAAAAAAAAAAUCUUAAUACGUUCUUCGUUACACUCAGAAUCUAAAAUAAUUUCCGCAUUAUUAUAAGAGGGUGUUGUACGUUAUAAAAUAACGUAUACCUAACCUAUACCUUAUUAAUUUUUAAUUUUUUUUGUUAAUUUUACAUUAAAGGUUAAAGUCGUCUGCGAAACAAGAGACAUGAAUCACGCCCAACUGCUCCAAUCACUCAUCAAGAAGAAUUACAGUUCAUCGGUGUUCGGUGAUAUACCGUUACCGAAGAUACUUUAAUUGCCGACUUGAUCAUUUUUGUUAUUUUUUUAUUAAUAUAUAGGUCUUUUUAUUAUUAUUUUUAAUCAUUACUCGUUAGUCGUAAUGUUAUUGUAAUAUAAUAUUUACUCGGAUAAUAUACGGCUAAACUCAUUCGUCUAAUAUAAAUAAAUAAAUACUCAUAAAUAAAAACAUAUAAUAAUAAAAACAUUUUCUACUAUCGAAGUUGACAUUAAAUAUUUAUUAUUAUUUUUUCAAACAUUUAAAAUUGAAAUUAAUUAACACACAUAAUAUAAUUUGAUUAAAUAUUCUAAUUUCUAAAUGAAUAUAACAUUAUUAUUAUAAUUUUUAAAUGAAUAUAAUAUUAAUCGAUUAACGAUUAUAAGUUAUAACGUAAAGAAUCGUAUACAUAUACAUAUAUAAAUGAUUAACAAUAAUAAUAAUGGUAUAAUUUUUUUUCUGGUUAUAAAUUGACUAAUUUAUCAUGCUAAACUCAAAGAUAACAGCAACAUAUAAUAUUAAAUAUUUAAACAUAUAGCUAUAAUAUUAACUCUUCACAAUAAAUCUAAAAAAGUAUUAUAGUACCUAAACACUGGACUGAUAUAAUAUAACUAUCAACGAUAAUAUUAAAAUUUAAACAUUUCAUACUAAAUAUUAACUUUUUUUUUUUUUUUCAAUAAUCAUAAAAAAUUUCAAUAACACAUCAAUAAAUAUACUUCAUCAUACAUUAACAAAUAUAUUAUAAAUUUUGAAUAACAAAUCAAUACGUAACCAACACAUUUAUCAUAUGCACUUUCCUGGUCCGCCCUUAUACAAUAAACAGUCUUUCUGUUUCACGAGUCAAAGAUCAAUUUCCGUAACUCUAAAUUGACUAAUACACUAUCUGUAUAAUAUCAUGAAUAACAACAAUAAUAAUAUAACACAAAUAAAACAAUUAACAUUAAGAUUAUAAUACCAUACGAGUAUAGAACUCGGUAAGUUAUUCAAAUUUAUAUUAAAUUAUUGAUUUGUUCUAUGCAAUUCUCUUUCUCCCUUUCUCUCUCUCUCUAUCUCUCUCUAUGCAUAUAUACAUAUAUAUUUAUAUAGUAAUUAAAGGUAAGCUUAAUAUAACAUAAUAAAUCGUAGACAGGGUAUUUCGAUAAAGACGCUCGACCUUUAAUCGGUGAUGGCGGCUGUGUUGCUGGUACGCACAGCACGCGGCCCGUCGCGACAACGGCUGCAGCUUUUGCCGCGCCCCACUCACACGGCCGCCGCUGGCGGGCAAAUCAACCGGUCCGCUUUAGGACAAACGCGGAAACGUUCGCGCGGCAGCGACCUGACCGAGGGGACGUGCGAGUCGACAAGCUCGACCCGCGUCAACCGGGUACCGGGUCCCGGCCGAAUACGUCGCGGCAACCCGGCACCGAACCAGCCGCCGACGGGCGACGGCCGGCAGAAGUCAACCGACCGACCGUCCAACAAGGAGGGCAUACCGAAUAUACCGUUCUCACGGCUGCCGCGCUCGCCCGCCGUGCCCCCGUCCCGCCCCCGGCGCGUUUCCUCAAGAGGUCGCCUCGAUCCCUGUGUUACAUGGAUUUUCAUGCCGGUGUGUCAUACAAGUAA
Molecule: messenger RNA, 17596 nt
Organism: Cinara cedri
Lineage: Eukaryota; Metazoa; Arthropoda; Insecta; Hemiptera; Aphididae
Source: the annotation of a GenBank genome assembly